This is a messenger RNA of Folsomia candida, 2483 nucleotides long. RefSeq names its product nucleolar GTP-binding protein 2 (gene Ns2). Gene Ontology annotation, molecular function: GTP binding. The coding region runs from base 115 to 2319 and encodes 734 amino acids. The transcript is spliced from 4 exons. The record is from RefSeq and is a predicted model, not a curated record. Gene Ontology annotation, cellular component: nucleolus. NCBI's taxonomy places the organism in Eukaryota, Metazoa, Arthropoda, Collembola, Entomobryomorpha, Isotomidae.
CUCAAAUUCACGGCAAACUUUGCACAUGGUCCAGUCUCUCAAAUCUCAAUAUUUUCCCGAUUUCAGAUUUUGAUUAAAUUUUCCAAUUUUUAAUUCCCCAAAUUUAAAACAAAAAUGGGGAAGUACAAUCACAAAACGAAGGUGAAGGAGGGCUUUAAUCGCCACUCCCACAGUAUGAACCCCGACCGGAAGAAGGAGGGUUUGAAAGGGGUUGGCAAACCCAGAGAUAAAGCAACCAUUAAAAGGUUGCAAAUGUAUCGGAAUUUUAAAGCGAAGAGAGACCCGACCGGAAAAAUUAUAAGGGCCGCCCCCUUCCAAAACACCCUCCCCAGUGGGAGCGUCGCCAGGGUUGAACCAAAUCAAAAAUGGUUCGGAAAUUCGAAAACUAUUUCACAAUCUGCCCUCCAAAAGUUUCAGGAGGAAUUGGGCAAAGCUGUGAACGAUCCGUAUAAGGUCGUUAUGCGAGCUACCAAACUCCCCAUCACACUUUUGAACGAGAAAGCAAAACAGGCCCGCGUCCACGUCCUCGAGACGGAAAGUUUCGACAGCGUUUUUGGCAAAAAGAAGACCAGGAAGCGACCAAAGUUGAAGGUGGCUGAGUUGGACGACCUCGUCCAAUCGAUCGAAGGUCGUCACGAGGCGUACGACCAGACCAAGGACAAAGAUUUGGUUCGAGAUGCGCCCGAUAUUUGGGAGCCGGCGAAAGAAUGGGUCAACUCGGCUGGACAAAGUAAACGGAUUUGGAACGAGUUGUAUAAAGUGAUUGAUUCUUCAGAUGUCGUUAUUCAGGUUCUCGACGCCCGCGACCCCAUGGGCACGAGGUCCCCACCCAUCGAAAAAUUCCUCAAAAAGGACAAACCCCACAAACACCUCAUCUUCAUCCUCAACAAGGUCGACCUCGUCCCCACCUGGGUCACGCAACGUUGGAUCCAACUCCUCUCCAAGGAAUACCCCACCCUCGCCUUUCACGCCUCGCUCACCCACCCCUUCGGCAAAGGCUCCCUCAUCAACCUCCUCCGCCAAUUCGCCAAACUGCACGACGACAAGAAACAAAUCAGCAUUGGUUUCAUCGGCUAUCCAAACACCGGAAAGUCCUCCAUCAUUAACACCUUGAAGUCCAAAGUCGUCUGCAAAGUGGCCCCGAUCGCGGGGGAGACCAAAGUCUGGCAGUACAUCACCCUCAUGCGGCGCAUCUAUCUGAUCGACUGUCCCGGUGUGGUCUACCCGCAUGAGGAAUCCUUAGAAGAAAAAGUCCUCAAGGGUGUCAUCCGCGUCGAGCUUGUCGAACAUCCCGAAGACUACAUUGAAACUGUCCUAACCCGAGUUAAGAAGCCGUACUUGGUCAAAACCUAUAAAAUCGAGGAGUGGACCGAUUCCGAAGAUUUCCUCACAAAAAUGGCGAAACGUACGGGAAAACUGCUCAAAGGAGCGGAGCCCGACCUUAACGCGGUUGCCAGAAUGGUUCUCAACGACUGGCAGAGAGGCAAACUUCCCUUCUUCGUGGCGCCGGAGGGCUACGAGAGUACCGCAGACUUUAAAGCAAAACAGGCCAAAGAGAAGAAGGACGCGGUGGAAAAUAAGGUGACGGAGGAAGCCUUGAAAAAGAAGCAGAAAGCUGUCGUGGUGGAGGAACAGAUUAAAAUGGCAAAGUUAAAAAAGCCACAUUUGGUGCAGAACUUGAAGAAAAUUUUGGUCGGGCUUAAAUUUGAGGGGGAUGAUUUAAAACCGUUGGACAAAGAGGGGGAGGAAGAAGAUGAGGAGGAGAAAGAGGAAGUUUUUGACAGUGAGGAGGAGGAUGACGAAGCUGAAAAUGACGAUGACGAUGAUGACAAUGAUGACGAAACUGGUCCCCCAGUUGACAAUGACCCCCCAGAAAAAGCCGUCCCCUCCAAGAAACCAGUCCCAUUAAAGACGUCAUCCCUUCCCACCUCCAAAUCCACCGGAAAUGACUCUGACACUUCCUACCUCACCGAUUCCGACUCUGAGGUUGAACAAGUCAUGAAACCCACCAAGAAAAAUAAGAAGCUCGGAAAUAUCGAGGUGGUCAAAGUGGCUCCAAUCAAAAAAGGAAAAUUCCAACCCCCAGAACGAGGUUUGGACGAGUCCGACUCCGACGAGGAGGAGGACGACGAACCCGCCGCAAAACGGAAAGCUCGAACAUCCGACGGACUCACGAGCAGGCAGAGACGAAAAGAAGAACGGGAUCAAAAGAGGAAGAAAAUUGGCAGCAAUUUCUAUGAAGUUUCGAAUGUGAAGAAUCGCAAUCGUGAAAGGAAAAGCCCCCGUCAACCGAUGGAUGGAAGAAAGAAGAAGAAAUAAUUAAAUUACAACUUUAAAUAAUUUAAUUGAUGAUAAUCAUCACCAAAAUCAAAUCGUCGAGUCCUACGUUAUAUACCGUUUUAAAUUACUAAUUAUUUUUGACUUAUCGCAAAUCUGAUUAUUAAAACGAUAAAAUGUUAACAAUACAUACAUAAUUCUACUCA